Molecule: messenger RNA, 13140 nt
Organism: Nilaparvata lugens (brown planthopper)
Lineage: Eukaryota; Metazoa; Arthropoda; Insecta; Hemiptera; Delphacidae
Product: titin homolog
Biological process (GO): regulation of DNA-templated transcription
Cellular component (GO): RSF complex
Source: RefSeq, a predicted model, not a curated record
GGUAGUGUCGUGUAAAGCAAAAGCAAAGUAGUUGCUGUGUUUUCUUGUGCCGCAUCGAAAUUCGGAUAUGAAUUAUUUUAUUCUUUAGAUGUUGAUAAGUUUUUGCAUUUAUAUCUGACAAUGGAGGAAGUGUGGAUUAUCAAUAGAAUUAUUCAAAAAGCUUAAUCAAACAUUCAUUAUUCUAGAUGAUUGUCGAAGUUCGGCAUCAUUUCUUUGAUACAUCUUGUGUAGUGUGUUGUGUUAUUGUAAGUUAGUGAAUCGAAAAUGGCGUCUGAGAAUGAAGCUUCACGUCAAUCUUGUGCAUCUGACCCAAAUUUUGCCGUUAUUUGUUCAUUUUUGGAAAGAUUUGCUGAGCAAUGUGGUAUUCCACAUCCUGCAUUCAGUGAUCUUCAAGAAAUGAUCGAGAAUACAGAACAAGUAUCGCAGUCUCUAAUAGAUCUCCAUAUCAAAUUGCUGAGGAAAGCUCGAAAGACAUUUUCAACCGAGAAAUGGGAACGAACUUUGGUUCGAUUUUGUCAGCCUUAUUCACCAGAAGAUGCCUGGGAUCUGGAAAGAUACGGCUACAUGAAUACCAAAGUGGAUGUCAGAUUAAGGCUUCUCAAGAUUCUACUUGACGCCCAAUUCGACUACAACCUGAAGUUCAAAACAGACAUCAACAAGCUAGAGGCGCAUGAGCUGCGCAGUGAGCCACUGGGUCGCGACAAGCUGGGCUGCAACUACUGGUGCCAACUGGACCCCACCGCCAAUGUGCGCGUCUACAAGGAGGACCAGGAAGAGGAGACCUGGGAACUUGUCGCCAAAGACCGCGAAGGCCUCAUAUCACUGAUAACAGAACUGUCAGCCGGUGAAAACAUAGAAGGCAUUGAAGAAUUCCUCAACGAAGAUAGCAACAGUCAAGAUCUAGAAAUGAAUCCGGUUCUGGAUACUGGACAAGAGUCUGAUGAGAAUGAGCACCCCACUCUGAAGAACGGAAUUGCCGGUGGAGAGGAGUUGAACGAAAGUAAAGUGUCCGAAACCAAGGAGCAAGCCGAGCCAAAGAAUGGAGGAAGCGAUGAAAAGUCCAAUAGCAUUGUGGAGGAAGAAGAAAGUAAACCUCUAGAAGAAGACAAAACUAUCACACCUUCAUCACAAAAGCCAGGUACAGAGACUGAUAACAAACAGGAUUCGUCUGCAGUGAAGAUGGAAGUUGGAGAGGAAAAUGGAGUUUUAGAAGCGGCCUCAGAAGCUAAAACUGAUGUUUCACCGGAUACAACUACAAAUUCCGACAUUAAACCUAAAUUGGAAACUGUUGAGGGUGAAAACUCAUCUAAGGAGAAAUCAGUUGAUGAAAACUCAGCAUCGGUUAAAGUGGAAGAUGAAAAUAUCAAGAGUGAGUCUCUGGAAGUUGACCAACAAGCAAGUCAUCAAAGAUUGGAAAGUGGGAACUCUCAAAAUGCAACUGAACCGGAUAAAACCGCUCAGGAUACGACAGCACAAAACUCUGUUUCAUCUAAGAGUGAGAAGGGUGAAGUAAAAUGCGAACAGAAAGUGAAGGAUGAAAAAUAUGAUGCUCAGAAAUCUUUGAAAAAAGAGGAGCGUCUUGAUGAUAAACUGGCAGAAAUUGAAAAACAAGAGAAAGAUGGACCAGGAAAUGCUGAGGAGGAUAAGCCUGCUAAGCCGAAGGAAGUUGGUGAGGCUAGUAAGGAGGAUAAGCCUGCUCAAAAGCUCACAAUCCAAGGUAGUACUACUUCUGUGGAUGAAAAAGUUGACAAGAAAACAAAAGAUCCCGAUACAGUCUGCAAAGAUUUGGAACAGAGUAGCACUGUAUCAACUGAAAGUGUUGUGCAGCCCAAAGAUGAACCUAAGGUGAAGCCAGAUUCACAAUUGGUGGAACAAUCUGUGAAGCCUAAAGAUGAAUCCAAGGUGAAGCUAGAUUUACCAUCGGUAGAACAAUCUGUGAAGCCUAAAGAUGAACCUAAGGCGAAGCUAGAUUCACCAUUGGUAGAACAAUCUGUGAAGCCUAAAGAUGAACCUAAGGUGAAGCUAGAUUCACCAUUGGUAGAAAAAUCUGAUCCAAACAAAAGUGGAAUAGCUUCAAAACCAGCUCUGAAUCUUUCGAGAGAACCUGCAGGCCCUUCACUGAAAGAUUCCAUGCAAAGCAAGUUGAGCAAAACACUGGGGAAAGAGGUGGACCUGAGUUGCUCGCCGAGGGGGCCCACCAAGAACCUGUUGGAUGUCACCGAGGAGCUGAAGCAGAGGAGCGCGCUGCUCAAGUCGGGUUCCGCGGCGGCAUUCAAGGGCAAAGACGGUAAAGCUGCAGCUCCCGGGUCAAUCCUCGACGGCAUCUUCAAGAAUCUUAAAAGAACCAUGACCAACCCGCCCGAAUCUCAACCGCUGCCGGCCCACUUUAUCGGAACCAGCAAAAACCUGCUGCUAGAAAAGAUGCGAAUGAACGAAACCCUGAAUCUGUCGAGGUACUCCGAUUCGGGCAAGUUCAGUCAGCCACCCAACAACACACCGUACAUCUCGAAAGACGUUGAAGACCUGUCGAUGGGUGUGAAGCGACCUUGUCCCGAAGACCUCUCCGUGCAUUCGGCCAAGAAGGCUCACGUCGAAGACAGGAAACUGGAGCCCAUGGUGAGUGAAGCCAUCGAGGAACCGAUUAUGCUCGUCAAGGGGGAAGGAUCUGGCAGAGAUUGUGACACUGGCAACCUACGACAUUUCCACGGCGCAAGUGAAAAGUUUACUACUCAACAGUCUCAAUUUGCAGUUAGUGAAGCUAUUGAAGAAACAGUUAUGUUCGGUAUAGAUGGGCCACGAAUUUUGACUGAACAGUCAGAAUUUGCAGUUGGUGAAGCUAUUGAAGAACCAGUAAUGCUGAUUUUAGGAGAGGGCUCAGGAAUAGACUGUGAUACUGGAAAUAUGGGUAACAAAUCUCCAGUAACCAGUAAUGAUGAUUCUGAACAGUCUGAAUUCAUUGUAGGUGAAGCUAUUGAAGAACCAUUAAUGUUCGUUACAGGAGAGGGCUCAGGAAUAGAUUGUGAUACUGGAAAUAUGGGUAACAAAUCUCCAGUAACUAUCAGUAAUGAUGAUACUGAACAGUCUGAAUUAUUCAUCGUAGGUGAAGCUAUUGAAGAACCAGUAAUGUUCUUUACAGGAGAGGGCUCAGGAAUAGACUGUGAUACUGGAAAUAUGGGUAACAAAUCUCCAGUAACUAUCAGUAAUGAUGAUACUGAACAGUCUGAAUUCAUCGUAGGUGAAGCUAUUGAAGAACCAUUAAUGCUGAUUUUAGGAGAGGGGUCAGGAAGAGACUGUGAUACUGGAAAUGUAGACAAGGAAAGUGCAAGCGUAGACAAGGAGAAACAGAUGGAAACUACUGAAAAGUCUGCAGUUGAAAACCUCAAGGACAGUUCCGAUUCCCUGAACGAUUCAGAAAAUAAAUCGAUAACAGAAAACUCUACACCCAUUUCUAGCAAAGAAGCUGUAGCAGUUUCGGACUCACCUGAAAAAAAGUCGACGAAGCUGUGGACUAUUGAUACGAUUUGCUCCCCUCAAAAAGAAACCGCAUCGGGAAAUAGUGACUCAAUCAAACCUUCCGCUUCCAAAGAAGACAAAGAUGCUGAUAAUUUGAGUGGGAAAGAUGAUAAAGAAACCAAUAAAGUGAAUGAGAAGGAGGUAUCUGUAUCUUGCAAGGAGGAUAGUAGAGAGAGCAGCUGUUUGGAGAAACACAUCCCCAACAAAAUUGAUCAGAAUAAGACUGAUGAACGGAACACGGUUGAAAAUGUUUCCAGUGAAAAGGAGGAUAAAGAAAAACUUGGCAGCAGCUCAAAUGAACAUGUAGGUGACAAAAAAGAGGGUAAAGAAAAACUUGGCGGUAGUGCAAAGGAAAGUUUAGGUGACAAAAGAGAUGAUAAAGAAAAACUUGGCGGUAGUGCAAAGGAAAGUUUCGGUGACAAAAAAGAUGAUAAAGAAAAACUUGGUGGUAGUGCAAAGGAAAGUUUCGGUGACAAAAGAGAGUAUAAAGAAAAACUUGGCGGUAGUGCAAAGGAAAGUUUAGGUGACAAAAAAGAUGAUAAAGAAAAACUUGGCGGUAGUGCAAAGGAAAGUUUAGGUGACAAAAGAGAGGAUAAAGAAAAACUUAGUGUAAAGGAAACUGAAACUGGUAAAAAGCAGGAUGGAGAACAACUGGGAGCUUCUGGUGACAAAAAAGAAGAUCAUGGAAAACUAGGCUCUAGUGUAAAGGAAGCCAAGAAAUCGGAAGAAGAAAAACUCGGUAGCUGUGCAAAGGAACCUGUAGUUGACAAAAAAACGGAAGAAAGACUUGGCAGCAGUGUAAUGGAUGUAUGUGCAAAAAAACAGGAUGUAGAGAGUAAUGUGAAUGAAGCUAUAGGUGCUAAGAAAAAGGAAAGAGAAACAAUAGGCACCAGUGUAAGUGCCAAAAAAGAGGACAGAGAAAGUGUAGAUGAAGCUGACUGUGCGAAGAAAGAAAAUAUAGGAAAAGUGGGCUGCAGUGUGAAGGAAUCUGUUGGUGACAAAAAAGACGGAGAAGGUAAACUUCUCAAGAAAGGUGAAGAAAAAGAGAGCGAACGUAAAGCAAAUGAGGCUGCUGUUGGCAAACAGGUCAAAGAAAGCAGUGACAAGGAGAGCAGUAACUUAGCUGCUGUCUCCGAAUCUGUAGAAUCCAAUUCAACGAAACCAACUACAGUUAGCAAAGAAGUCAAAGAAAACACCACGGAAACUACAGUGGCCAAAAAUUUAGAAAGCAAAGAACUCGCCAAAGUUGGGAAAGCAAGUGAUGCUGAAAUCAAUUUGAAGACAUCUUUAGUUAGCGGCAAAGUAACUGAAGUCAACAUGUCCAAAGAAAAUCGUGUUAGAGCAACCUCUGAUGAAACUUCGAGUGGAGGUCCAUCUUCUUGUUCGAAACCCCUGAAGGAUGUCGAAGUGAAUGAUAAGAAAAAUGUCGUGAAAGAAGAUAUUGAUUCCAGUCAAUUGAAAACUGAAAAGCUUGAAGUGUCCAAAGAUAUAAAAACAACUUCGAAUAAGAAUACUGAUUCACCUGUCGACAAGAAUUUGGAAACUGGAAAGAAGGGUGGAGACGUGUCAGCUGAUGGCUCGAAAUCUUGUGAAAUCAAAAGUAACAGAAAAGACGGUGAUUCAGAUAUUAAAAAAAGGGAGGACAGCAGUAUAGUUUGUACAAAGAGCUCAGAGAAAUCAGAAAAAGUGAUCCGUCAUCAGUUGAAAUUGAGUGAUAAAUCCGUUAAAAAUCUUGAAGAUUUAGCCGAAAACAAAUCAGUUAGUUUGAAGAGUUCGGAUUCAAAAUCUAUUGCCUCAAGUGUCAAACAUGUGGAAAUUUCCAAAUCGUCAUCCAAUGAUGAAGCUGCUUCUCAAAAAGAUUCAUGUUCAAUUGACUCCAGUAAGAAAACUACAAAACUUGUCAAUAAUAUUUCGGACAUUAAGUCAGAUAAAGUGCAACUUUUGAAUGAAAAAGACAACCGAUCAUCUGUCAUUCCUUCAAAACCGACAAAAUCAGGAACUAAAAGUGAUUUGAAGGAUUCAUCGGUGCUUGGUAGCAACUCAGACCCGAAAUCAGUCAAUGAAAACAUUAGCGAUGAAAAUUCGUUAUCUGAAAAAUGUAGUGCUAAUACAUCGUGCAUAGAUAAGUCUGCGAAUAAAGAGAAAGAUAAGACUGAUAAAGAUACAGCAUGUAAAGAGGUGUCAUCGGAACCAGACGGAAAAGAAGGAACGUGUAAAGUAUCAUCCGAGGUAAUCAAAAAUGAUAAUAAAGAUGCUUCCGAAAAGUCUGACUUGAAAGAAAAGCCAGAGUGUAAAAUGGACGCAACGAAAAAAGAAAGUGGUGCGAAGGAAGAUGAAAAGUCUACCCCUGAAACUCUUCAAAUCAGUGGUGACAGUAGUAAAAAAGAUCCAUCUACAACCAAGAAAGACUCUUAUUUAGAUGACAAUAGUAAAAAAGAUCCAUCUAUAACUAAGAAAGAUUCCAACCUGCAGGAGAAAUCCACUGUGAAUAGUAAGGAAAAAAGUGUGGAACCGGAAGCAAUCGGUGCAGCUAAACUUGGAAAAACUUCCGUGAAAGAAAAAAAGACUGAUGCCAGCAAGGAACCCGGUGAUAAAAGUGUGACAAGCUCCUCUGUUGAUGCGAAGGAAAGUGCUGAAUCUAAACAACUUGAAGAAACUACAAUCAACGACGUUAGUUCACAGAAAUCUAAAACUUCUAAAUCCGCCAAUAAAAGGGAAUUGAAAGGUAAAGAUAAAAUUGCAAUUGCCAAUAAAAAAGAGCCCCCUGUAAAAAUGGUUGAUGACGAGGCUUCAAAAAUAUCCAAAACAGAAACUGAAACAUCUGUUGGGAAUAAUCUGAUCGUGAAUUCAGCUUUAGUUGAGACCAGCUUUGAUGUUAAAGACAUGAAACUUGAUAGAAUUAAGGAUGAAGAUAGCGUUGAGAAAGCCAUUAAGACUGAUAAAUCUGUUACAAAAAGUAAAGCGAAUAUUAAAGCUAACAAAAGAAAAUUGAGUAAGGAUAGUGACAAGACUGUUGCAGAAGAUGAUAAAGCAAUAGAUUCGAAUGAACUGAGCACAAAACAGUUGGGUAAAGAUAGUGGUGCGGGUAAAAAAGAAACAGAUGUAGAUAAAAAAGAGAUAGAUGCAGAUAAAAAAGAGAUAGAUGCAGAUAAAAAAGAGAUAGAUGCGGAUAAAAAAGAGAUCGAUGCAGAUAAAAAAGUGAUAGAUGUGGAUAAAAAGGAGACAGAUGCAGAUAAAAAAGUGUUAGAUGCGAAUAAAAAGGAGAUAGAUGUGGAUAAAAAGGAGACAGAUGCAGAUAAAAAAGAGACAGAUGAAGCGGAAACCUCAAUUGAAGCUGAACUGGCCUCCAUGGAGGAUGAUUCUGUUGAGAAAGAGACAGUGAAAAGUGAAAAAGAUGGUGAAAAAACUUUGGAUAAGAGGAAAUCAGAUAAGAAGGUUGAGGAUGAUGACGUUUCAUCGAUACAAAAAGAUGACGUUACGAGCAGUACUAGAGACGAAACCCCUGAUUCGAAACCCGGAAAGACUGGUAGAAAAGCUUCGAAGCCGGAUGCGAUUGAUGCAAAGAAGCCAUCUGCAAAGAGACUGAAAAGUGAAUCCGAGUCGGAUGAAAUUAAAGAUGGCGAAGAUCUUGUUCCACUGAAAUCUCGAAAAACCGAGACCGACUUGAAGGUGGAUUGCGACGAUGUGAAAGACAUGUUGACUGAUGAAAAAGGAGGGGAUGAUAAAGAGGUGGAGGGAGAAGAGGAGGAGGAGGAGGAUGAAGAUUCUAGCGUGCAAGCAACACCGACACGUGGAAGAGGCAGGGGAAGGGGUAGGGGAAGACCCCGCGGAUCCGGACGAGGUAGGGGGAGAGGGGCUGGAAGAGGAGGAAGAGGGAGAGGCCGUGGCAGAGGGAGGGGAGGCUCUCGAGCAACACCGGUGAAAGAGACGGAAGACAAUUCGGAUAACGACACCGCGCAGGUAUCAGACAAAGACGAGAAACCAGUUUCGUUUUCUCUGUCGUCGUUCUCUUUGGAUGUGACCGACGAACCUCCUCCGCCGGCGAAGAAGAAGCCCGGAAGGAAGAGGAAAAUCGAUGAGCGGCCGGAAGUGAAGAACAGUGAUGAUGAAGAUGUCAGCAAGGAUGAUGAUGAUGAUGAUGUUGAUGAUGCUGGAGAUGACGUUACCAGCAGUAAACGAGCCAAGCUGAAAGGCAAAAAGAUAUCCCACAAAGCACGUCGCAAUGCUGAGGAGAAGGCUAGGAGAACUAGGAAGGUGUCAUCUAGUGAGGAAGAGGGGCCACCGCCCACAUCCUACGAGGACGCAUUCGCCCAUUUUGUGUCCAAGAAGAAUAAAUCGAAACAUGCCAGCAAAGCCGAUAAACAUGCACGAAAGAAGCAGACGGAAGAAUCGGAAGAAGAUGAUGAUGAGGAAGACGCCGAUAGAACUAAAGAAGAAGAUGAGGAUGAUCACAAACCUCGAAAGAAGAAGUCGAAGAAGAGCAGAGCAAGUCGCCUGGAAGUGGAGUUGGGCAUAAGUGGAGGCAAGUCAGCGGCGGAGGACGAGGCUGGCGGACGUUCGGUGCGGGCGUCACGACGCAUCGCGCAGAUCAAAAUCAAAGAGCAGGCGGAGCGACGCCAGAUCGAGGAGGCCACGCUCGUCAGUCUCAAAGAGGAGAGCAAAAAGAAGAAGAAGGAGAAAGACAAGACGUUCAAAACUAGCGCGGUUAAAAGUGACUCGCCUAGGAAAAAGAAGAAAGAUAAAAGCAAGAAGGUAAGAAUAAAAACUGACGCAUCCUCUAUCGGGUCUCAAGAAGAGGUCUUGGAGAAAACUAAAAAACACAAAAAGAAGAAGAAACAUCGACCGGCUAGAGCUUUUGACGGCAGGAAUCCUUGGUUGUCGACAUCAGAUUCCAGUUCCAAGGAAGAAGAGGAGCAUUUCGAGAUUGAAGAAGAAGAGGAGGAAGAGGAAGUACUCACUUUGAAAUCAGAUCACGAAUUCUCGCCAGAGUCCGACUUGGAGUGCGAUGAUGAUCAGCCAAUCAGGAGAGCUCGUACUGCUCAGAAAGGUGACAAGGAAGAGGAAGUGGAGGACCACGCGUGCCAGAAGUGCAGCAAGGCGGACCACCCCGAGUGGAUCCUGCUGUGUGACAAGUGUGACAACGGCUGGCACGCAUCCUGUCUUCGUCCCACCCUCAUGGUCAUACCAGAGGGCGACUGGUACUGUCCCACCUGCCAGCAUGUUUCGCUAGUGUGCCGCCUGCAAGAGACGCUGAAGACGUACGACAAGGAGACGAAGCGUCGCACCAACGAGGAGCUGCGUCGCAAGCGGCUCGCCUACGUGGGCAUCAGCCUCGACAACGUGCUGUCGGCCGAGAAGAAGUCGCCGAAAGUGGCCGAAGACGAGUCCGAAGGUGGCAGCGAGUCCAGUUCGGCAGAGUCGGCCGAAUCAGAGGACGACGAGCCCGUCUAUCAGCUGCGGCAGCGUCGGCAGGCGGCCGUCAGCUAUCGCUUCAACGAGUUCGACGAUCUUAUCAAUUCGGCCAUCCAGGAUGAACUGGAAGCGGUGGGAGGUGUACUACCCAUUCCAAAUACAGAAGCUGCUGCUGUCGAGGGUCAAACAAUCGAUGGAACUACACCUGCUGUUCAGAAAUCAGAAGGCGAUGAAACAGUGACGCCGACGAAAAAGAAGAGCAAAAAGAAGGCGGAGCGCAAAGAGAACGGAGAGGAGAAGGAGAAGGAGGAUGGCGAAGAAAGCGAGAGCGAAUCGGGUGAAGAUGAGGAUGAGGAGGAACAGGAGGAUGAGGAGGAUGAGGAAGAGGUGCUGAGAGUGGUUCCGAAGGGCAACAAUGCACUUCCCAGCGGCCGGAAGAAGCAGAGGAAGUUGAAUGCCUUGGAUGUGGAUAGCGAUGAUGACGAUCACGGCUCCGAUGAGGAUUUCAAAGGCUCCAGUAGUGAGGAGGAAGAUGAUGAUUUGGAGGACGUUGACUCAGACGACUCGGCAGUCGGGCGCCGCUACGGCAGGGCGGUGCGACGCUCCUCACGAACCAGAACGUCCAGAUUCGACAGGGAGUUCAUUAACGAUGACAGUGACAGCGAAGAGAGUGACGCUCCCAAGCGGAAGAAAACGCGACGCGUCUGGCAGGAGUCGGAAAGCGAGGAGAGCGACUCCACCUGGGGACGACGAAAGAAGAGAAGUAGUUAUGCUGCUCCAUUUAGAACGAGAACAUCAGGCAAAAAGAAAAAGAAGAAAGGAAAACGAAACAGGAAGCCGCAGAGAAUCAACGAUUCCGACGAAGAAGUUGCCAAAGUUCCUAAACCCAAAAAGCCCAAGAUAAAAUACGGAUUAGAUGAACCGGAACAGGAUUUAACAUCUCGAAGAACGCGAGGAAGGAAAAUGAAUUAUCAGGAAGUAGUUGGAUCUGAUACGGAAGAGGAAAUUCUCACCUCGAAGAAGCCUGCAAAGAAAAUCAGUGACGACGAAGACGAAUUCAAAAUAGAAGAAAGUGACGAGGAAGCAAAGGCAGGGCAGGGGGAGGGAGAUGGAAAGCCCAAUGCCACCGGAAAACGACCAAACAAAGUGUACGAUUCUGAAUACGAAUCAGGUGAAUCCUCUGGAGAAGAAGAAGAUCUCGAUGAUAUUGGCAACAGUGAUGAAGACUACGAAGAAGAUGGCGUCGUAGAUAAAGAGGGAGAAAGUGGAGAUGAAGAACCACCUAAAAAAGGUAACGUUAAGGCACAAAAAUCUCCCCACAAACCAAUUUCCAAUGUUCAGAAUUCGGCUAAAGAUAAGACUGGUAAGGCAGUGCAAACAUCCAAUCUGAGGAAAGAGGUGAAUCCUCCGAAAGUAAUACACACGUACGCUGGGAAGCGAUCGGUGCAGACUGCCAAGAAUGCUGAGAAUGUUGCCAAUGAGGCAAUGAGUUCCGAGGAGAAGAAGAAAGACUUGUUGAGUGCUGCCCGCUUCUCAACGUCCACUUCCAAUGCGGUCAAGAAAGGACUGGUUGGCCCUCCACCACUCAAGAUCAGGGUGAGCAAGGGAGGACUUGCAACUCUCACCUCCCCUAUGAAGGGCGAACAUUCGAUUCCCCCUCCCGUCAUACCCGAAAGCAUCAGCAAAAACCUGACCAUAGUCCCGAUCGACAAGUCACAGACCACUGUCUCAGAAGGCCUGCGACAAAAACUGCACAAUGCGCUCACCAAGAAGAUCCGAUCACAAAUCACCGACCAAAGGGAUAUGUCUGAAGAGUUCAGUGACGAAGAGGAAGAGGACAUGGAUGAAGAGAUAUCGGACUUUGAUGAGGAGGAUUUCGAUUCUGGAGAGGAUGAAGCCGGUAAACUGGAUGCGCCCUUCACAGGGUUCCAUCACAAGGAUCAAAGAAUGCCGCAAAAGUUUCCGAUUGUGAAUGCAGCGAACCUGAAGCAGCCGCCACUUGUGAAAGGGGACGACAAGGAUGACAAGUCUGCAGCUCUUGGCAUCAGAGUGAUUUCGCCACUGAAGUUGAUGCCCAACCCACCCAUGGAGCAGAGUCGCUUCCCGAUGCCAGGCCACAAUCCACAGAUGAUGCGCACCAUGCCACCCAUGGUAGUCAACAAGAUGGCUCAUAUGGAACAGCAUGGGGGGAUAGAAGUGUCGCCUCCGAAACGCAGGGGUCGCGGACGCGGAAAGAAGCAGUUGGCCUUGGAGAAGGCCGCCCAGGAACAGAUGGCUAUAGAGAGGCUGGGUGGUCCCGACCCCCCCAUCAAACCUGGGGCUCCCCCGGGGGGAAGUGUCAUCAGAGGCAUGCUGCAAACAGGCCAACCUCCUCACGGUUUCGGACCACGACCCGAGGUUGCCGCGAGGUUCCCCCCCAAGGGGCGCAUGCCGUUCCCCCCAGUGCAGGGCCCGCCGUUCCCGGGUAAUCCGCGCAUGGUGCGGCCCCCCUACCAUCGGCCGCUGGACCCCUCGCCAUCGGGAGGGGGUGCUGUCGUACAAGCCACAACCACCUCCAUUCCCAAGGCGGGAGAUCCACCUAAAAACCAAGUCACCAGUAGCCAAGAUAAAAACCAUCCACCUCCACCGAACGCCGCCCCCUACAUCAGGCCUCCAGGGAUGAGGUUCCCCGCCCCCGAUUCCGCCCGGCCUCCGCUUCCUCACAACUACAUGCCGACGUCUUCCUCCUCUGUGAGACCGCCGCCUCCAGCCGGCAGUGGUAACUUCCCGCCCUACCCUCCUCCACAUCAACCGCCCCCACAUCAACCUCCACCACAUCAACCGCCCCCACAUCAACCGCCUCCACAUCAACCGCCCCCGCCUUCCAACUACAGCCACUACUCUGGCUACUCGGGCAUCAGUAAUGUGGACGAGCCCUUCAUGGAGCCGCCCCAGUACGCUCCCGCCCCCGAGUCAACUCCCCAACCGCCCCUGCCGCCUCCGAGUCGAAGUUCGACGAAGAUGAGUGGCGGUGAAUUUGGAGGACUCGUUUCCUAUUUCUCGAGCCAGCGUGAAGAGGACGGCCUUGACACGUAGCCUGUCUCGCAAACAAGUAUUAUUUUAUCUACUACCAUUUAAGGACAGAUUACAUGUGUAUUUAGUAAUAUAAGUAGGGUUAAGUUUAGGUACGAAACGAUUUCAUGGUAAAGAGUUACGAGUUUGAAGGCGGAUUCCAUCACAUCUACCCUCAUAUUAGUCCCAUAUGUUCUAAGUGGACUAUUCAUUCAGGCUGAGUGGCUAUAGUUGCAUUAGAAUUCAUGGGAAUUACAAUCAUUUUCACAGUGCCGGUCACAACUCUGAUACUGAUAUGUGGGAAUCUGUCUUUAUUCUAACUUGUGUAGCAGAUAUUGAUCCAUUGUGCCCUAUUUAUGGACAGUGCUUUGAUAAGAACUUGUGUAAACACGACUUUGUUGUAACCUAAUAACAGGUACCCUUGAUACCCAUGAUAUCAAUAAUUAUAAUUUCUCUGGAUAUUGGGCGACACAUACAGAGGAGCUUAUUAAUAAAUACAGGAACAUUAUAUGUUAUUUUUGAUACAAUAUAUCUAGUACUCUUUUAUUUUAUCACAUCAAGGACUAUUGAAUCUUGGAGAGUUGAAACUGCAGUCGUUUUGUGAUAAAAUGAAAGGGUAUUUGAUAGAUUGUGUAGUGUUUCAACACUUUUAGUAGCCCUAAAAAUAAGUGAGUGAGUGAAUAUGACUGGAUUGUUUAGGCACGCUGCACACAGGGACAAUAGUAGCUUCCACUAGCUGCCGCUUGUAUGCGGAAUUGCAAAUGUCAUGUACUUUUGAGUUGAUGACAUUUUACAUUAUGCGUUACCGCAUCAGCUAGUGGAAGCCACUACUGCCCUUGUGUGCAGGCUGCUUUAGCAAUCAUGUACUGGAAUCAUACCUUUGAUUUGAUUAAAAACUAUUCCUCACCAUCAAAACGUCAUAGAAUUUACGUUUUAUCAUAGACAUACUUUUUACCUGAUAGAUUCAGCAUUAGUUGAUUGGAAAUCAAUAAUGGUGGACAAUUUAAAGUGAAUCUCAACAUGAUAUACAUAUAAAAUGACACAUCUUGAAAUUGUCACAACUACUAAUUUGAUUGUGCUAAGAGAUGUUAUGGUAUUUCUCCAUAAUUGGAAGAAUAUGUCGUAGUUGUUGUUAAUACCGCACUAUAUUUGUUCAAAAAAUUU